Messenger RNA from Pectinophora gossypiella (pink bollworm), 828 nucleotides. RefSeq lists its product as uncharacterized. The transcript has a single exon. The record is from RefSeq and is a predicted model, not a curated record. NCBI's taxonomy places the organism in Eukaryota, Metazoa, Arthropoda, Insecta, Lepidoptera, Gelechiidae. Bases 1 to 828 code for a protein of 275 amino acids.
AUGCCAGUAGAUUGCGACGGCGAAGGAAACGGUGGCUGUCCCGGUGCAGGCGCCGAACUGGCAGCACUAGGCAUCACGUCGAAGCUCCCAGAGUUUUGGACGGAAAUGCCAAGGGUGUGGUUCGCGCAGUUCGAAACAAUUAUGGCUCCGCAAAAACAAGGUGACGAAGCAAAGUACGGCCUUGUCAUAUCCAAACUCGGCAAGGAUGCGGUAAAGCAAGUGACGGACAUCAUUGUCUCCCCACCGGCCACACAUAAAUAUAACGCCAUAAAGGAAAGACUCCUAGCUGUGUAUGAAGAAUCGGCUGAGCGGCAGUUCCAGAGGUUGGUUAGUGAAGUAGAGCUAGGCGAUCAGAAACCGUCACAACUGUUGAGACGUAUGAGAGACCUGGCGAGAAAUAGUCACGUGACUGAGAAAGCUCUACAUAACCUCUGGAUAUCGAGACUGCCAGAUCACGUACGAGCUGUUUUGAUGGUAAGCCAAGAUCAGAAACUUGACAAUUUGGCAGCCAUAGCCGACAAGAUAAUGGAAGGAAGAUCAGCCGAGGUAUCAGAAAUAGCCGCCGGCCAACCACAGAUUAUGACAGAGCUGCUGAAUCAAAUCAGUAAACUAACCAUGGAGGUAGCAGCCCUAAAGUCAAACAUGCACCGACGAGAGCAACAUCGAGACUACGGGCGCAACCGAAGUCGCUCACGCCCUAGGUCCAUCUCCCGCCCAAGGAUAACGCCUGACAACCCCAAGUGGUUAUGUAAAUAUCACCUGCGGUACAGACAUCGUGCACGCAACUGCGAAUCGCCGUGCAAUUGGAGAAAACAGUCGGAAAACUAG